Lathyrus oleraceus (garden pea) is the source of this 390-nucleotide messenger RNA. RefSeq lists its product as uncharacterized. The transcript has a single exon. The record is from RefSeq and is a predicted model, not a curated record. Lineage: Eukaryota; Viridiplantae; Streptophyta; Magnoliopsida; Fabales; Fabaceae. Bases 1 to 390 code for a protein of 129 amino acids.
AUGUCCACACCAAUUACACUCCUGCCACCACCACCACCCACAGAAGUAACCCAACAGGCAUACACAACCCAUUCUGAUCACGGGUCAAUUGGACCCGUCAUUGCUGUUCUUACCGUCAUCACUAUUCUGGGUAUCAUUUCCGCUAUGAUUGGUAGGCUUUGUUCGGGUCGUCGGGUCAUGGGUUAUGGCGAAUACGACAUUGAAUCAUGGAUUGAAACCAAAUGUUCUUCAUGUGUUGGCAGCAGAGUAGACCCUCCUCCUCCACCACCACCAUCAUCGCCUCCGCCGGUGAAUGAACCCGACGCUGCUGAGGAUUCUCAGGAGAUAAGAGAAGAUCAACAGUCUCAACAAGAAUCAAGGCAAAGCUCAGUUGGUCAUAGUAGUAGUUAA